Messenger RNA from Salvelinus fontinalis (brook trout), 7387 nucleotides. RefSeq names its product pappalysin-2-like. Gene Ontology annotation, molecular function: metallopeptidase activity. Bases 1550 to 6928 code for a protein of 1792 amino acids. The record is from RefSeq and is a predicted model, not a curated record. NCBI's taxonomy places the organism in Eukaryota, Metazoa, Chordata, Actinopteri, Salmoniformes, Salmonidae. The transcript is spliced from 23 exons.
GUGUAGAGUGACUGCCUGAAUAGAGAGGUUUACUUUCCUCACUUACUGUAUGUGUGUAGGGGCAGGGUUAGUGAUGUCAGUCUGAAAGUACCAGAUAAAACGUUUCAGCGCGUUGUUUUGAUCUUGUGAAUAGGCUGUGGAAGAGGGCGAGACUGGCGGUUCAUCUGCGCAGAAAAUAUAUUAACAAUUUCAAAUGGGGAUACAAGAGGACUUUACGCGCGCUUGAAGGUGAUUUAACGAACAAUUUUUCUUUGGAAAGUCUAUUACCAGGAUCAGCAUUUAGUCUGAUUCCCAUUUACUUGCACUCAUCUAUUGUCUCAUACCUUGUAUUGUUACUUUGCAACUAAAUGCAGAGAAAGAAAAUAGCAAGAACAAUAGACAAUAGUUUAUGGUUAGCUUACUUAUAUUUCUGCCAUUGUGUCGCCUAAUGACUGCAUUUCAUUUAAUUUCACCUGAGGUUAAUAUUUCAAUAAAGCUUAUCUUUACUGUAUAUGACUUUACAGUAUAGCCCUUGAAUUAUAAAUAUUGUCUUAAAAGCAUCAGCCAGCUUGUUCAUUAUUUUUGGCCAACCCUGCAUCCUACUCACUGGGUGAAUGUUAGGUUAACAACAACGGGCACUAUCGAAACAGCGCACAAGGGGGAGAUUGGUGGCAAGACCUGAAAUAACCUUUAUUUUGCCAGGUAUGGAUGAAAACAUUGAAAGCAUUACUUGAAUGGGCCUAUACUGAAAGAAGAUAAAGAGAAAACCCACCAGUGACAAUAGAAUUCCCACUGAAUUCUUUGGACAAACACGUCAACAUAGUAGACAUAUUUCAAAAAUGAAUUCCAAAUUCUAAAUUGAUGCUGCAAAUACAGUAGCCUAAUAACAAUAGUUUCCUCAUUUGUGUUCAAUCAGGCGGUAUCAUGGCAGGCUGCUCUGACCGUCACUUUCCUUAAUAGGCAUGACCCGUUUACAGUGUAGCAGGUUUCAAAGGCGAGUUGAUGUGAUGCGCGCAGGUGAGGCUAGAUGUGAGUCAAGUUGACGUUUUCCUUUGACCGGUGAAAUAGCCAGAAGCUUUUAUAAACCAAAUAUAAAUUGAACCUCAAUAUGCAAUAGCCUGAAGAUUUUGCACUGUCAACGUCACAUACUGCUACAGUUCCGCCCUUUGAGUGCACUCUAUUUAGCUGCGUUUUGAAGUCGAGAAGUAAAACUGGCAUCUGAGGAAAAUAGGUGCGACAAACCUGCCUUGUAAACACAUGUGAAUUAAAGUGUUAGUCUAAGUAAAUGUUUGAUAAAGGGCAUUGAAUGCAGUGCACUAAAUAGACCAGCCCAAACCAAAAUAGGUAAUUGCUUAUGCAAAACAUAGGCUACCUGCUUAAAAAGUUUUAAUCCUUGGAUUUAUUAUAAUACUAUUAUUUUAGAAAUAUACAGAGUUACCCAGUUAUCAUUUAAUGGGGAAUAUGUGUUUUAAUCAAAUCAGAUCUUGUUGCUAGUUUAUUCAACUUUUAUAUCUUAGAAGGAAUAAACUAAAAACAUUCCAAAAUAUCAAUUCCAAAUCUAAACUCCAAAAUGUUGUGUCUCAGACUACUGGCUGUUGUCCUCAUAAUGAUCAAUACUUGGUUGCUAAACUCUGCUCAAUCAGAUCAUAUCCAAAAGUACAAACGCACAUUGGCUCAGAGAGCUGACAGUGAAGUGGCUCACUUAGCAAGUGAACAGUGCAGGUCCACUCGACAGCCGAGACAAGUAACAUACUCAGCAUCAGUUCUACAUCUCCCUCCAGUGGCUCACCCAAGCAGAUACACCACAAGGCAAAGAGGUCUCUAUCAUAUAGGUCCUCUUGAGAAGUCCUCUUGUUCAGGUGGGUGCAAUUCUGAUGCUAAUUCUAACCCAGGACUGCAUAGUGCCUCUCAUUGGGGCAAUGGUGAGAAGAAGGUUAAUCGGGGAAACUCUGAGGCAGUGCUACCCAAAGACAAGGAGAGACAUGUUAAGAGUAUGGGGUUGGUCAGUUCUCCUCACCUCGACUCCAGUAGAAAGCCUCCCAGUCAGCCUAAGGUGACAGUUGAUUCAAACAGUGACAAUGACAAACCAGAGGUUGAUGGUGUGCGCUCUGAGGGCCCAGACAAGCAGUUGCCGCUCAAGAAGCAGCAGAGAGUUCCGACUGACACGCCCACCUUCCACAGAAGGGUCCGCCGUAGCCCGGCAGUCUCCAAUGGUGAAGACAGUCGGGCAGCUUUCCCUGAAAGCAUAGUAAACUCCCGGGGGAUAUUCUCUACGUUUCGACAGCUCAGUGACUAUUCUGCUGAGAGUGAGGACUACCCUGGGGAUCAGGAGGGACCACCUAACCCCGGCCCCGCCAGAAUGUUGUGGGGUGCCCAGAUCCCAGAUGUCCACCCUAAGUGGAUGUCUGCUUUGUACUUUAAUGGACAGAAGGAACAACUGAGGGUCAAUCCAACAGCUGGUAUUGAGCUUCCUCGGGCUAAGUUCAGUGUUGAACUGUGGGUCAAACCAGAGGGUGGGCAGACUAACCCAGCCAUCAUAGCAGGGGUUUUUGACAACUGCUCCUACUCCUUCAGUGAGAAAGGAUGGUCAGUAGGUAUUCGGACAGUAGAACCCGGGGGGAGAAAAGAUGCCAGAUUCUUUUUUACACUUCGUACUGACCGCGCUCCCAAAGCAACGACUAUCUAUGGGCAUCAGCGCUACCACCCUAACUCCUGGACUCACCUGAUGGCCAGCUACAAUGGUCACAAUAUGACCCUCUACAUAGAUGGUGCCAAGGUUGCGGAGAGCCGUUUGCAGUCUGGUAACCUCUACAGCCCAUUCAUGGAGACCUGUCGAACACUUCUUCUCGGUGGGGACCAAUCAGACCUUGGGCACAACUUCCGAGGGCACAUCGGAGGUAUUGUGUUAUGGGUGCUUCCUCGCACUCACGAGGACCUCCUGAAAGGGCGCUCUCAGAUUGAUAAGAGGGAACCAAACCUCGCUCUCUGGGCUGACUUCUCUGAGGUAGAGCAACAUUGGAGUCCUCAUAAGGACGGCUACCACCCGUCCAUAGUCAUUAUCCCUAUCCCUGAGCUGGAACAUGUGUCCCCCUUCGUGCCCCCUCCCUGUGGCUUAACAGCCUGUGACAACACAGACAUCAUCCUCGGCUACAAUAACCACUGGCAGCUGCGCACAGAGAAGAGGAUCAGCUACCGCAUUGUCAACAUCUGUAACGACGACGGAAGUCGUCCCACCGUCUCCCAGGCCCAGAUCCAGCAGCAGCACCAGGCACUUGUCGAAGCCUUCCGUCCCCACAACAUCAGCUUGGAGCUGAGCACGCAUACCAUCCAGAACACAUCUCUACGCCAGCGCUUCAUCCUAAGCAACUGCCGGAUCAGUAAGAUUGGUAACAGGCACUGUGAUGCGGAGUGUGACCACCCACUGACGGGCCAUGAUGGUGGGGACUGUCUGCGCCUGGGGCCCUGCUACAACUGGAAGAGGCGGGACGGGGUCUGCAACACAGAGUGCAACAGCAUCCACUAUGACUUCGAUGAUGGGGACUGUUGUGAUCCGGAAUGCACGGAUGUCCUGAAGACCUGCUUCGACCCAGAGUCCCCAGACAGAGCCUAUAUGAGUGUAAAGGAACUGAAAGAGGUGUUGCACCUGAGCAGCACAGACACCCUCAAUGUUUUCUUUGCCAACAACUCAGCCCGUGAAGAGUUAGCAGGGGCUGCAACCUGGCCAUGGGCAAAGGAGGCCCUCAACCAUCAGGGUGGAAUGGUCCUCAAUCCAUCCUACUUUGGCACUGUCGGACACAAUAACACAAUGAUCCAUGAGAUGGGCCAUAUCUUUGGACUGUAUCAUGUCUUCAAGGGGGUCAGUGAGCGGGAGUCCUGUGAUGACCCCUGUCAGGAGACCACUCCCUCCAUGGAGACAGGAGACCUAUGUGCAGACACGGCUCCUACACCAAAGUCAAAGGCCUGCCAUGACCCUGGCCAUGUAAACGACACCUGUGGGAUAACGCUCUACCAGGACACACCGUACAACAACUACAUGAGUUACACUGACGAUAACUGCACCAACCAUUUCACACCAAAUCAAGUGGCUCGGAUGCAUUGUUAUAUGGAUCUAGUCUACGAGAACUGGCUGAAAGGGAAAAGGCCCACCCCCAUCCCUCUCAAGCCCAUGGUGAUUGGACAGAGCUCAGACUCGGUCUCCAUUCAUUGGCUUCCACCUGUAAGAGGGCCACUUCAUCAAAGUUCUCCUACAGUGGAUAGUGUAAACUGCAGGGACUGUGAGGCAGAUGGUGUGUUCCAUCAGUAUGCCUAUGAGGCCACAUCGCCACGGGUCUGUGACUCCUCCGGAUACUGGACACCUGAAGAGGCUACUGGCCCUCCAGAUGUAUACCAGACCUGCGAGCCCAGCCUACAGGCCUGGAGUCCAGAACUCAGCCUGUAUGAUGCCAACGUGACGUCUCCCUGCCCUGAAACCGAGGGCUGCGUCCUGAUGCUGCGCUUCCUCCACCUUGUGGUCCCUGACAGCCUCACUGUGUGGGUCACCUACAUCUCAGCCGAUAACCAGGUGAUUACCAACAUCGAGCUAAUAACAGACACAGACGAGUCUCUAGACAUGGGUCCACAGCACGUCUUCUGUGAUGUGCCCCUCACCCUACAUGUGCACACCGAAAAAAGGGUGGCAGCUGUCAAACUGAGCACCUUUGAUGAGAAGAUGGAGAUUGACGCUAUUCUGCUUACUUCUGGCCCCCAUAAUCCUCUCUGCUCCAGUUGCCAGCCUCUGAUCUACCGAGUUGUCCGGCAACCGCCGUUUUCAGGCGAUCUGGUCCAGCAAACUCUGCUUACAUUUACAGACAGUGAUAUUGAAAAGGACAUGGAGUACCAGUACAGAGUUCAGGUGGAAGCAGACGGUCUUCUCAGUGAGCUCUCCCCACCUCUUUUCUACACCCAUGGAGCUGCCUACUGCGGUGACGGUCUUCUCCAGGGGACAGAGGACUGUGACGAUGGCAAUCUGUUGGAUGGUGAUGGCUGCUCUAAGAAGUGCCACAUGGAGUCAGGCUUCAACUGCAAUGGUGAACCCAGCCUGUGCUACGUCUUUGAGGGUGAUGGUGUGUGUGAGGAGUUUGAGAGGGGCUCCAGCGUACAGGACUGUGGUUACUUGACCCCUCAUGGGUACAGUGAUCAGUGGGCCUCCACCGCAGCAGCCUCCCAUCAGGACCAAAGCAGCUGCCCUGCCCUUGCAGCCACCGGAGAGCCCUCGCUUAGCAAGUUGUGCAAGCCCCAGUACCUGGAGAUGAAUGAGAAGCCGUCACAUGACAUAUGGGUUCCAUGCACGGCCCAGUCGUACACUCAGACCUACUACGAUGAGGAAGAUACAGUAUGGCUAAAGGUGGGAUUUACGCAACCUGGAGUUGCCGCGUCUGUCAUCAUCUAUCUGGCCUCGGACGGAGCCUGGCCUGGAGAGCAGUGCAGGAAAACAGUCACCAUCCAACUGUGUGAUACUGGUGGCAGAAACCACUCCCUGGGUUCCUUUGAGCUGUCGUGCCAGCAGAAUCCUCUAGUGGUGAACGUGACACACAACCUGAGUCAACCCUUCUUCCUGACCACCGCUGUCAUCCUCAACUUCUCCUCGCCCUUCGUUGCCGUGACGGGAGUCGCUCUGCGCACGUCGUGUCACUUCAGCGCAUUUGCCCUCACUGGCUGUUCACGGCGGCCCUGCCAGAUGGACACAUGCAGUCCUCCUCAGUUGGAGCAUGCCUCUGUCACCUGCAGCCCCGAGACAGAGAGGACUGAGACCUCUCACUGCACUGUCCACUGUCAUCCAGGUUUCAUCCUCGCUGUGCUCAGUGGCAAGGGUAAUCCACCCUUUCAGCAGGAAACAGAGCUUCAGUGUCUAAAUGGAGCAUGGGACCGUGUUGUGAGCUGUCAGCUAAUUGACUGUGGGCCCCCUGACCAGUCUCACGUCUACUUCGCUGUCUUCAGUUGCCCCUGGGGAACAACAUUUGGCAAGCAGUGCUCUUUCACCUGCAACCCCCCCGCCAUGCUUCAGGGGGACAGUGAUAGGUUGGUGUGCCUAGAUGAUGGUCUAUGGUCCUUCCCUGAAGCCUACUGUAAGAUAGAGUGCCCAGAGCCUCCUACAGUACCUAACGCCAAGCUCCUAGUACCCCAGUGCAAUGGUACAGGACAUGAUGUGGGUACCGUAUGCCGUUACAAAUGUAACCCAGGUUACUAUGUUACGGCCAGCCUAAACACAAAGUCAAGAAAGAGGUUUCUGAAGGUGGAGUGUGUAGAGGGGGGCCAGUGGGAGGAGGGGGGCUGUGAACCCGUUCCCUGUCCAUCUCUGCUUGCUGUCUUUGAGGGCAUGUACACCUGCACCAAUGGCAGGCACUACAACAGCCUCUGUACCCUCCUGUGUCCCACCACCUCGGAAAACCACACAAUUCGCUGCACUAAAGAUGGCAGGUGGACAGAGGAGUUCACCAUGUGUACAAGGUUAGCUGGAUCCUGCCCACCUCCGCCUGAUGUCAAUCAGGUUCAGUUUGCCUGUGACGAGGGUUUCAAUGUUGGUGCAGUUUGCUACCCAACAUGCAGUGCGGCCCUGCAUGACCCAGUGGUUUUAGUCAAUGACACCACAGCAGACAACGUUAAGCACUGGAUGCUGCCAGGCAGGGUUCAGGACAUUGUCUGCACAGGAAUGAUGAGAUGGCAUCCUGACCCCAAACUCCUACAAUGUAUCCAGUCAUGUGAGCCCUUUGGGGGAGAUGGUUGGUGUGACACCAUCAACAACCGGGCCUACUGCGAGUAUGAUGGAGGGGACUGCUGUCCAUCCACACUCUCAACCAGAAAGGUCAUUCCGUUUGGUGCCAACUGUGAUCAGGAUGAAUGCAAUUGCCGUGAUCCAAACGCCGAGGAGAACAAGAGUAAAGCCAAAUACUUGGAAGCAGGACUGUUAUGAACGAUGGAUCGUUAUGUGUGAACAGGGCCAAGGCUGGCUCACAAUGAAACAACACCAGAUGAACUUCACCCCUGGACAUGAUAUAUUUCCAUUUUGUUUUCCUAUUAGGGAGCAAUGAAGGUAAUCUCUUCUUAGACAAAAAAUAAAAACUGUUUUAAUAUUGUAGCUUUUAGGAUUACAACACAAUAACUAAUCUGUAAAGACGACUAACUUGUAUAGAAUAAUAUAUUUGGGGAAUCUCUAAUUUAGUAGAUGUGGUUAUGGAAGACUACAGUAUUAUAACAUCAUAUCACAUAAUACAUAUGUAUGCAUAUCAUAGGUACCUAACUUAACACCUUCUGCUAAGAGAGUUGUUGUUAGAUGUAGCAGUUCUCAAUAUUCCAUGCAGAUAUUGUGUAAUCCUGUUCUGUGUGAUAUUAUACUGUACUUUACACUUGAUGUUGAAUAAACCGUAAUAAA